AUUGGCUGGUUUGCCGUAACACGGGAAGUGAAGACAGACAACAACAAAAAGCUUUGUAUCUAUGGACAAAUAUGAUUGAUAUAGCGGGCUUUUCCUGACUCGUCUGGAAAGCGUGUUUGUUUGGGGGGUUUUUUUUCUAACCAAAUUUAGCCUAAUUUCAACAGCGCCACAGUGUGAUCUGCUGUAAGCAGAAGCAACAUUAGCUUGUUUGGCUAACAGGUUAGCGGAUAAAGUGAGAACCUGAGCUUAACAUUUAACUUAUAUUAGAAAGCUGAUAUCGAUAUUCUGCAAGUUAAAAUUUUGCUGUGUAAUACACGGUGUACAGGUGAGUUAUGGGCGGGGUGCUAGGUGUGGGGGCAGGUGUCUUUCUCAUUGCCCUUAUAUGGAUAGGGACUCUGGUCCUUGGUCUCAUUAUGUCCCGUGCUGCUGGUGCAACCAGGCUUGGGAUUGUUCCCUUGGUGCUGUUGGCUCUAACCAUCACCUUGAUCCUUGUGCUCUUCCCUCGAGCCUCUGAAUUACCAUCUCCUGUUAAAGAAACACAGAUUGUGGACAACUUCUUCAUCGGCCGUUAUGUGCUCCUGGCGGUAGUGACUGUGGUUUUUUUGGUGUCUCUAUUCCUUCUCUUACCCUUCCACCUCCUGGAGCCAGUAUAUGCCAAGCCCCUGAGACCCUACUAGACCAGGGCCACAGUUCCCUCAACAUCAGUGAGGCUGACUUCACAUGAGAGGCCCAUACAAAGAGCUGCUCCAGUGUUUGUCUGCUGGGCAGAUCAGAUUUCUGGACCAUUUUCUGACUGAAAAAAUGGACUAUCUUAAAGACCAAGCUUCUACAGUAAAGGCAGAGAUAUCAUUUUGAUUAUCUCCAGCUUUAAGCCACCAGAAAAUGUAUUGAGUUACUAUGUUGUUUUCAGGUGAUUGAAUAAAUUCUAAAAACUUUGGACUACAGAUUGGGACUUUGUUCAAAUCCCAACACCACAUGUUGUGCACGACAUCAGGUGCUCUGUUGUGUGCUGUCUCAGUUGUAGGUCUCUUCAGAUAUAAAAUUGUCAGCCCAAUGAGCAACUAAAUAUGUAGCUAUGUUUCUCACUUUUGUAGUUGCUGGUUGUAUUUUUUAAUUUUAUUGCUAUUUAUUUGUAUAAUGUUUUGCUUAAUACAAAUCUUAGUAUUAUUAACUGUGAGUGAUUUAGUCAAGAAUUGGUGCCACUCUAUUAACUGGUGACCUACUACCCCUUAUUGUCCAUACGGACAACACAAACCAGACAUUUCAUCAGCUCUGCACCAUUUUGACAUGCUAAUUUGGCUCACCAGAAGCAUUCUUUUAAAUACUGUCUCUUUACACAAUGUGACAAAAGCACUAUGAGGAGAAUUGGGUGCUUCAGCAGGAUGUCAAGCUGUGCAAGUUUAUCAAUUUGAUUGUAAUGUGAUUUUUUUUUUUAUUAUUGUAGCGCAUUAGUAAAAA
This is a messenger RNA of Tachysurus fulvidraco (yellow catfish), 1458 nucleotides long. RefSeq names its product transmembrane protein 218 (gene tmem218). The transcript is spliced from 4 exons. The record is from RefSeq and is a predicted model, not a curated record. NCBI's taxonomy places the organism in Eukaryota, Metazoa, Chordata, Actinopteri, Siluriformes, Bagridae. Bases 333 to 677 code for a protein of 114 amino acids.